Molecule: messenger RNA, 1095 nt
Organism: Elephantulus edwardii (Cape elephant shrew)
Lineage: Eukaryota; Metazoa; Chordata; Mammalia; Macroscelidea; Macroscelididae
Gene: ZMYND12
Product: zinc finger, MYND-type containing 12
Exons: 8
Coding region: 1-1095 (364 amino acids)
Molecular function (GO): protein binding
Source: RefSeq, a predicted model, not a curated record
AUGAAUGUCAUCUACCCACUAGCGGUGCCUAAGGGACGCCGGCUCUGCUGUGAGGUGUGCGAAGCCCCGGCCGAGCGAGUGUGCACUGCCUGCACAGUCACCUACUACUGUGGUGUCGUACAUCAAAGAGCAGACUGGGCCAGCAUCCAUGAGAAGAUAUGCCAGCUCCUGAUUCCGCUUCGCACUCCCAUGCCCUUCUACAAUUCAGAGGAAGAACGACAGCAUGGCCGGCAACAGUUGCAGCAGCGGCAGAAGUAUUUGAUUGAAUUCUGCUACACUGUAGCCCAGAAAUAUCUCUUUGAAGGAAAGCAUGAAGAAGCUGUUCCAGCAGCACUGCAUUCUCUUCGCUUCCGUAUGAAUGUGCAUGGCCUCAGCUCAGUGGAGCUUGUGCCCGCUUACCUGCUGUUAUCAGAGGCUAGUCUUGGACUGGGUCGGAUCGUCCAGGCUGAGGAAUAUCUCUCCCAGGCCCAGUGGACUGUGCUCAAAUCAACUGAGUGCUGCAAUGCCACCCACUCUUUAUUGCAUCGCAACCUGGGACUUCUCUAUAUGGCUAAAGAAAACUAUGCAGAAGCCCGUUACCAUUUGGCCAAUGAUAUAUACUUUGCCAGCUGUGCCUUUGGAGUAGAGGACAUCAGAACAUCAGGAGGUUAUUUCCACUUGGCUAACAUCUUCCAUACCCUAAACAAAUUGGAACAGGCAGACACACUAUAUACCAAGGUCACUGAAAUCUGGAACAACUAUUUGAAUAAUUACUAUGAAGGCCUCUCACGGUCUCGCCUCCAACAAAUAGAUUUACUGGGCAAACAAUUUGAAAAUGAUACUGGCUUAGAUGAAGCCCAGGAAGCAGAAGCCAUACGGAUCCUGACUUCAAUCUUGAACAUUCGGGAAUCUGCAUCUAAACCAGACCCAGAAAAAACUGUCUUUGUUCUGAAAACCCUGGCCAUGCUUUACUACCUGAUGACGAAUUAUUCAAAGGCCCAAAAAUAUGCCACAAAAGCCCUUACUAUAGCUACUGAACAGCUCAGUGAUCAAGAACAAGAAAACGUUAAAAAUUUGUUAAAUCUCAUCUCAGCUGAAGAAUCUCAUCCCCAGUGA